CAGGCGCUCUCUCUCUCUCUCUCUCUCUCUCUUCACUGCCCAAAAGAUACAAGGAGUCCACCCACACAAGUCUCUCCAAAAAGCUUUUUGGAAACUCUACUAGUAAAACAUACCCAACACACCCCACCAAACAAAAAAGCACAUUAAAAAAUCAACCAGAAACAAAAAAGCACAUUAGUCUCUCUCUCUCUUCAUGGACUUCAAUCUGAAGCAAUGGAAAUACCAGCAGCAUGAGUCAGACCUACAACAACAUCAACAGCCAUCUGGGUCUCAUCCUGAACUCACCAGCAAACUCACCCACUUGUCAGUUUUCCCACCUGAUUCAACCACUGCUUCCAGAUUUCCCAAGAUGGGAAGUUACUUCAGCUUGGGUCAGUGGCAGGAGCUUGAGCUGCAGGCAUUGAUAUUCAGGCACAUGUUGGCAGGUUCUUGUGUUCCUCCUCAACUUCUCCAUCUACUCAACAAAACCCUCCUCUCUCCUCCUCCAACUCCUACUCCUCCUUCAUAUUACUCUCUUCAACAUUUUCCCCAUUAUAAUCCUACUUUAUUGCAAACAGGGUAUUGGGGAAGAGGAGGCAUGGAUCCGGAGCCGGGGCGGUGCAGGAGGACCGAUGGCAAGAAGUGGAGGUGCUCAAGGGAUGUGGUGACUGGCCACAAGUAUUGCGAGCGCCACAUGAACCGUGGCCGCAACCGUUCAAGAAAGCCUGUGGAAAUCCCCACACCCUCCUCAUCCACAUCUACUGCUGGUGGUGGUUCUAGUGGUGGUGGUGGCGGAGUCAUCAAAACCAACACUGCCUUUGCUGCCCAGCCCCGGACAUCAAUGGGUACUGGUGGGACUACCCAUUUCAAUCUUGCAGGACCUUCCCCUUCCAUUGAUCUCCUCCACCUCAAUCAAAGGCCCUCAGAAUCAAAACCUGAAAACAAGCUCUCUCUAUUUGAAACCCAAAAUGAGGUGUCCGGUGAUGGCAAAUCUGGUGGUCGUGUUCUUCGUUGUUUCUUUGAUGACUGGCCCAGAUCACUCCAACAACCUAGCAAUGCCGGGACCAAUGCAAGCCCAGUUACUUCAUCCACCUGCCUCUCCAUUUCAACUCCCAACAAUCCUCCACCAUCUGAUUUUUCACUGAAACUGUCCACCGGCAAUGGAGAUGAUAGGCCUGGCCACCAAGAAGUGAGUGUUGAAAGAGAGCGGCUUCAGUUGAAUUGGGCUGCAAGUUGGGGGACAAACCCGGUGGCCCCAAUGGGCGGACCGCUUGCCGAAGCAUUGAGAUCAUCAACGGCCUCUAAUUCGUCGCCAACGAGCGUUUUACAUCAGUUGCAGCGUGGGACCAUGUCCGAGACCACGAGCUAUGUCAGCACCUGAAUCUUGUUAUGACGUCCUCUGCUCCAAAGAAAAGUUUCAAAAAAA
Messenger RNA from Camellia sinensis, 1405 nucleotides. RefSeq names its product growth-regulating factor 3. NCBI's taxonomy places the organism in Eukaryota, Viridiplantae, Streptophyta, Magnoliopsida, Ericales, Theaceae. Gene Ontology annotation, molecular function: ATP binding. The record is from RefSeq and is a predicted model, not a curated record. Gene Ontology annotation, biological process: DNA-templated transcription; regulation of DNA-templated transcription; developmental process. Gene Ontology annotation, cellular component: nucleus.